Monodelphis domestica (gray short-tailed opossum) is the source of this 5617-nucleotide messenger RNA. RefSeq names its product OTU deubiquitinase with linear linkage specificity (gene OTULIN). Lineage: Eukaryota; Metazoa; Chordata; Mammalia; Didelphimorphia; Didelphidae. Gene Ontology annotation, cellular component: cytoplasm. Gene Ontology annotation, biological process: protein linear deubiquitination; regulation of tumor necrosis factor-mediated signaling pathway; innate immune response. The record is from RefSeq and is a predicted model, not a curated record. Gene Ontology annotation, molecular function: cysteine-type deubiquitinase activity.
CAGGUGAGCGCAGGCGCAGCGCAGCUUUUCUUCCCCUCCCCCUCAGGGUCAGAGGCUCCGGGGCGGAGCUAUCGCGCCGUGCCGUGCCGUAACGUGCCGUGACGCUCCUUGAGGCGCACGGAAGCGCCGGCAGAGGAGCUGCUUGUGGCCACUUCAGCUGAGCGGUGCGGAGGUCCUAGAGCUCCAACCGGGCCUGGAGGGGUCUGGCCGAGAGGGCUUAACCCCUUCCGCGCCGCAGCCGUGCGGGGGGGGUGCUUAUGGCAGCUUUGCAUCGCCGCUGGGCAGCUAGCUGCUCGCGCCGGAGGAGCCCGGGCUCCGUUUCUACCGGAGACUCCCGGCUCAUUUAGGUGCUCUCUAUGAGUCAGGGGGCGAUGCCCCAGCCUGGGGGGUGGCCUGGGGCAGGCGCCCCUGAGGGACACGACUUGGAGACAGAGCCUGCCCCUUUAGGCCAUGGGAAAGCUGCAGCAAGGGAGGACGCGCCGGCGGGACAGGAGGACCCGGGCUUCUGCCCUGCCCGGGGCUACUCUGGAGAACAGGAGGAGGACAUGUAUCGUGCUGAAGAUGAAAUAGAAAAGGAAAAAGAAUUACUGGUACAUGAAAGAGGGUUAUCAGAGCCCAAGUUAAGUGUGGCCCCUGAAAUGGAUAUCAUGGACUAUUGCAAAAAAGAGUGGAGAGGGAAUACCCAAAUGGCAAAACGGAUGAAAAAGGGCUAUGAAGAAGUUUCUCAGAAAUUUACCUCUAUAAGGAGAGUCCGAGGUGAUAAUUACUGUGCUCUCAGGGCAACCUUGUUCCAGGCAAUGAGCCAAGCAACUGAUCUUCCUAUUUGGCUCAAAAAUCAGGAUAUUAUGCUGUUACCAGAAAAACUAAUAAGCAGAUAUAACUGGAUCAAGCAGUGGAAGCUUGGACUGAAAUUUGAUGGAAAGGGAGAGGACCUGGGAGAUAAAAUUAAAGAAUCUUUAGCUCUACUAAGAAAGAAGUGGACAGGUUUAACUGCAAUGAGAACUGCAGAAGAGAGGCAGGUGGCUUGUGAUGAGCUCUUCCGAAAUGAAGAGGAAGAAUAUAGCCUCUAUGAAGCUGUGAAAUUUCUGAUGCUGAGCAAGGCCAUCCAACUCUACGAUGAUAAAGAGAAGGGAAAGGAAGUGCCCUUCUUCUCUGUCCUUCUGUUUGCUCGGGACACCUCAGGAGAUCCUGCUCAGCUGCUGAGGAAUCACUUGAAUCAAGUGGGCCAUUCUGGUGGCCUGGAGCAGGUUGAGAUGUUUCUUCUUGCCUAUGCAGUGCAUCACACCAUACAAGUUUAUCGACUAUCUAAGUACAACACUGAGGAAUUCAUCACAUCUUAUCCUACAGAUCCACCCAAGGACUGGCCUGUGGUGACUCUGAUUGCUGAGGAUGACAGGCAUUAUAAUAUCCCUGUCAGAGUGUGUGAGGAGACAAGUUUGUGAUAAAGAGAUCAAAAGAGAGAGAAACUUAUUAGACUUCUGGCUUGAAAUAUGGCUUAGAGUGCUGAUCUAAGAGAACUCUUCAUCCUCUUUGAGCUGGUUUUGACCUCACGGAGGUGUCCUAAAACCUAAAUGUUUGCUAUCAGGAUUAAGGUUGUAUAUAAAGCUUUUUUUUUUUUCCUUCCUGCUCCAAGGCAAUAAAUUUCAGAGGCCUUCAGAAUAUUGCACCUGUUGGAAGGUGUAAAAUAUAUAUCCUCAAUAAAGCAAAAUGUUCUGUAUCAUGCCAUCACAGGGCUAAUUUGGGAGAAUCCCAAAGUCAAAUCCCCUGUCAUGAUAAAUUAGUAAUUUGUUUUUUAAGUAGAGAGUAAACAGUUUUCCUCUAGUGAUGAGUCUUUGAAGUAACCUGUCUAUGCAAUGCAUUUGUUGGGACAUUAGAACUGUCUGCUCACUUGGUAUACCUCUGGCAUUUUCUUCUGCAUAAUGCAGAGAGAAUAAAACUGGGUUGAAACAUUUCCUAAAGGUAUUUUGAAACAUUCUCAGCAGAGAGGCAGCAGGGCAUAAGGAAGAGAGUUCAUCUUGGAAUCAGAAAGAUCUAGGUUUCUUGCUUAUGACACACACUGACUACGUGUCUGUGAACGAAUCACUUAAUAUCUCAGCCCCCCUCUCCAAUACUCUAAGAAAUGACAAGUUGCUGACUUGGAUUAGAAGGACCUUUAUUGCUAGGAGUUCUCCAUAAUAAUGAAAUCUCAGUUCUGGACCAAAAAAACCUAAAAUCUCCAACAUAGACUUUUAAGGGCUGGGUCCAAAUGGGCUUAAUAAAAGCAUUGUAGAAAGCUCUGUUAGGUGAGAGAACAUUAUAGGAAUUGAUCCUAGUAUAGAAAAUCACCUUCUUUGGGGUGACUACUCAUUCAAAUUGCUCUCAAAUACAUCAGCCAGUAAAGCAUUCAUUCAUUUACCUCUGGGUGCUUGUGAUACAAAGAAAGGCAGAAACGUGGUCGUUCCCCUCAGGAAACUUACCUAAAAAUAAUUGUACAUACAAGAUGUGGUGCAAAUGGGAGGGAGUCUUAGGAGGAAGGCACUAGCAUGCAAAGGUAAUUUAAGUCUUAGGGUCUGUGUGGCUACAGGAAGAACAUUGAAGUAAGAGGAUCUCCACUCAGGUUUCAGCUGUGACCUUUAACCGGUAGACCGUGAGUAAGUUCCCUAACCUCCUUGGUCGCCUUCAUUUCCUUCUCUGUAAAAUGAAGGGUUUAAACUAGAUAUCCUCUGAAAUCCUAUCCAGCUCACCAGUGACCCUAAGUGUGGCCUUGGUCAAAUCUUUUAACCUCACUUUUCCCAUGUUUUAUUUCAUUUCUUUUUCUAGCCCCUUAUUUUGUAUUAGUAAGAACUCUUAAAGGUGGAAGGGCAUGGGCUGGACAAAUGGAGUUAAGUGACUUGCCCAGAGUCACACAACUAGGAAACAUCUGAGAUUAGAUUUGAAUCCAGGACCUUAGACUCCAGGCCUGGGACUCUGUCCACUAAGUCAUCCAGAUGCCCUUUUUCCAUUUUUUCAAAGAAUAGUUGAAAUAGAUGAUCUUUUAAGAUCUCUAUCAGGUUUAAAACCUUAUUUUUGUAAUGCUAGGUGCUCUUAAAUUGAAAUACUGCCAGAGGUGGCAUUUUCUUCCCUCAACUUGACUCAUGUUGGAAGCUCUUGCUGCCAAUGUUUUCUUUCCUUGGGAUGAGGGUUGGGGAAACUAGGGGGUGAGGGUGAGUGUAAAUCAGAUCCAAUUUUCAGAGCUGACAAGCUGAAAUUUUACAUAGGAAUAAGCUUAUAUACUACUUCUACAUUAAUUUAAAAAUUAAAGGAAUGUUGUGCAGCAAUACCUGGUGAAGCUGGCAUGUUCCUGGAUUUACUGAUGAUGUCACUUAAAGUUGUUUUAAUGGGAAACAUAGCAGACCAUCUCAGAUUAUGUAUGACAACUAAAAAAAUCUGUACAGCUCUAGAAGGAAGUGAUGAAGCUAGACAGCCUAUGUGUGGGAUCUUAGACUGUAAUAGAGUGAUCAUCAGAGGGAUGAAUCUACUGUACUUUUGUGGCAACAUUGACACAGUCUAGGUGAAUGUGACAACCCAGCAUUCAGGUGAUUCAGAGAAAAACUGGGAUUCACUUUUCUCUCAAUCAUUGUUUUGUCUGUUACUACAUAAGUACUUUGAUUUGGGAUGAUCCCUUUUGAAGGUGGAGAGGCUGGUUUAAAUGUAAUAUUUAAGUAACACAAAUAUUACAUAUACUUAAAAUUUGAAGUUCUUGGUUGAGGAGAGAACUCUAAACAUAAAUAACUAUGCAAACUCUACCAUGUGACUUUAAUCAGCUUAGAUGUUGCCUCUGCACUGUGAUCAGUACACAGUUCCUCUACCAUGUUUACUUUAUAGCUAAAAGCCUUUGAAUCAAAUUCUGUUCUCCUAGAGAAUGCCAACAUUUCCUGUUGAACUGGGCUGAACUACAGAGGCUGGGACCAGAUCUCUAGAUUAUUUUUUCCCUGCACUCAGCAUAUGGUUAUGCUGUGAAUGAACAAUGUUCCUGAAAGUCUCAUGAGAGUAGUAAUAAUGAAUUCUUGGGUUUUGGUUGCCUUUUAGUGUUUCUAUCUUAUCCAUACAAAAUAAUUCUUAUACCUCUUCCAUCACAGGAUCUCACUAGAAUGAUUGGCAUUUGAGGCAGUAAAGCUGUAGCGCACUUGACCUGGUGGAUCUUGCCGUACUGGGCCGCAUCUUCUGGUAGCAUUGGUAAUGAUGUAUGAAGUAUUCCUAAUCCAUACACUUCCCCCCCCUCAAAUUUCAGUCUAUAUGUUUGAAAUGGAGCCAGUGGAUUUCACUGCUAUAAUUGUUUGCUUGCCCCUUUUUUCCCUUCUAUUCUUAUGAAUGUGUUGAAAAUCUCAAAAAUGAAUGCAGAACUCACAUUCUCACGCAGGUCAACGAUGGAAAUUUAAAAGGAUAUAAAUCUGUGAUGCUUUUCCACAUACUUUUUGGCUGGCUACUGACCCAGACACUUGUAAACUUCAUCUGUCACUUCAGCACUUGGAAUAAGGAAGAGAGGGAUAAAUAAGAGGAGGAUAAGACAUAAGAUACAUAGUUUUAGGGAAAUAUUGGUAAAUCAUUUCUUUCCCUGUUGAAAUUCAUUCUUUGUUUGCCCACAUUCUUAGAUUUUUUUCUUAUAGUGGGCUGGUCUUUUUUCCUUUGGGGAAGGAGAGCAGGUUUUGUGAUUAAUUGAGUAACUAACAUUUUAGAAACUGGUUAAGACCCAAAUGUACUCAGCAGGCUUAUCUAUUUAUAAGUGAAAUGGUUAGUGUUCUGAAAGAGAGCACAUGGUGAGAACUUAAAGCACACUGACUUAAUACCCCAAAGUAGACCACACGAGUUCAGAAGUAUUCACACAAGCAAUCAAGCUGCUGAAAGAAUCCCUGUGCCUUGGACAAAGACAUCACAAGCAUUCUGUCUCACAUUAAAGCACUUUUAAAUCAAAUGGCAGCUUGGUUUCUAAUAUUCUCCACUGAUAACCUUUGUAUCAGCAUGUUUCCUUCUCCCCUCUUAAUUCCUUAUACUUCUGUGCAUCAACCAUCUACUGGCUUCACUCAUACAAGGACCACCAACACAGCACAAAUGGGAGUGAGAAGCUGUUGCCACCACUUCAUUUCUGACUUGUGUUGUCAACUUCAGACAUCCAGGAUAUCAAUGCAAAAUAAUGUUUUUGAAGUUCAUCCAUUAGAGAACUGAUUACUGAUUUGCAUGUAAUAUCUAAAAUUGGAUUCAUCUUUUUUCUCUAAACUAUUUGAUUCUUGGAACCUUUCUUACAGUACUCAUGUUCAUUUUAUGACUGACAUUUUUAUAGUAUCAAGGCACGUGCUUUGGAUCCUUUUAAUUCCUCCCACAUGUUUUAUCAUUUAGCCCGUAAAAUCUCAGGCCCCCUGUCUAAUAGGAAAACUAACUACUGCGGGAAUAAACAGUGUUUGUAAUCUUAUGUGCUGGCUACAUUUUUUAAGGGCUUUGUGGUCCCCUUAGCAAAAAAGGUGCUAUUUUUAGCAGAUAUGUUAGUGUUCCAAAUCUUGUACAUGUUGAUAAUAUUAGUGAAUUUCUGUGUUUCACCUGCAUUUAAAACCUAAACAUCCAUCUUUUAUUAAACUUUUACAUACAGGAGUUACAUAGACCUAAG